This is a messenger RNA of Pristis pectinata (smalltooth sawfish), 1743 nucleotides long. RefSeq names its product copine-8-like. Gene Ontology annotation, biological process: cellular response to calcium ion. The record is from RefSeq and is a predicted model, not a curated record. The transcript has 20 exons. NCBI's taxonomy places the organism in Eukaryota, Metazoa, Chordata, Chondrichthyes, Rhinopristiformes, Pristidae. Gene Ontology annotation, molecular function: calcium-dependent phospholipid binding. Gene Ontology annotation, cellular component: plasma membrane. The coding region runs from base 19 to 1743 and encodes 574 amino acids.
CCAGCCUGGAAUUACUGGAUGCCGAUGGAAGACGCUAUGGACAAAUUCGAUGAUAUGGCUUCUGUGAGCGAAUUUGACCCGAUCCAAGGAAGCAUCCCGGCGACUAAAGUGGAGAUCACCGUGUCCUGCAGGAACCUACUGGAUAAAGAUACGUUCUCAAAGUCUGACCCAUUGUGUGUUCUAUAUGUGCAAGGGAUUGAGACCAUACAGUGGAGGGAGUUCGGAAGAACAGAAGUGAUUGACAACACCUUAAACCCAGACUUUGUACGGAAGUUCAUCUUAGAUUACUUUUUUGAGGAGCGGCAAAAUCUCCGAUUUGAUUUGUACGACGUUGAUUCAAAAAGCCCAGAUUUAUCUAAACAUGUAAGUGUUAUUUUUGACUUUCUGGGACAGAUGUUCUGCACCCUGGGGGAAAUUGUAGGCUCACCAGGAAGUCGAUUGGAGAAACCAUUAACCGGAAUCCCAGGGAAGAAAUGUGGAACAAUUAUUCUGUCAGCUGAAGAACUUGGCAAUUGUCGGGAUGUUACAACUAUGCAAUUCUGUGCCAAUAAACUGGACAAGAAAGAUUUCUUUGGAAAAUCAGAUCCUUUCAUGGUCUUUUAUCGAAGCAAUGAAGAUGGAACCUUCACAAUUUGCCAUAAAACAGAAGUGGUGAAAAAUACACUGAAUCCUGUGUGGCAGCAGUUUUGUAUUCCUGUGCGGGCUCUCUGCAAUGGUGACUAUGACAGAACGAUCAAGGUAGAAGUGUAUGACUGGGACAGGGAUGGCAGCCAUGACUUCAUUGGUGAAUUUACAACAAGCUAUCGAGAACUUGCUAGAGGACAGAGCCAGUUCAAUGUUUAUGAGGUAAUAAAUCCAAAAAAGAAAAUAAAGAAGAAGAAAUAUGUCCAUUCAGGAACUGUUACAUUGCUGUCUUUCACAGUUGAAUCUGAGCAUACAUUUCUCGAUUAUAUUAAAGGCGGAACACAGAUAAAUUUUACAGUGGCUAUUGAUUUUACAGCUUCUAACGGAAACCCGUCUCAGUCCACAUCACUGCACUACAUGAAUCCUUACCAGAUGAAUGCAUACGCAAUGGCUUUGAAAGCAGUGGGCGAAAUCAUUCAGGACUAUGACAGUGACAAGAUGUUCCCAGCUUUGGGGUUUGGUGCUAAACUGCCCCCAGAUGGAAGAGUUUCACAUGAGUUUGCUUUGAAUGGCAACCCUGAGAACCCAUAUUGUAACGGUAUUGAAGGAAUUCUGGAAGCAUAUCAUAGGAGCCUCAAGACAGUCCAGCUUUAUGGACCAACGAACUUUGCUCCAGUGAUUAAUCACGUAGCACGAUAUGCAGCAGCAGUACAAGAUGGCUCACAGUACUUUGUUCUACUCAUUAUAACAGAUGGAGUUAUCUCAGACAUGGCACAGACUAAAGAAGCUAUUGUUAAUGCUGCUAAGCUUCCUAUGUCCAUUAUCAUUGUUGGAGUUGGACAGGCAGAAUUUGAUGCUAUGGUGGAAUUGGAUGGAGAUGAUAUCAGAGUAUCUUCUCGAGGGAAACUUGCAGAGAGAGAUAUUGUACAGUUUGUUCCAUUUCGAGAUUACAUUGACCGCACAGGAAAUCAUGUGCUUAGCAUGGCACGGCUGGCUAAGGACGUUCUAGCUGAGAUCCCAGACCAAUUUAUUUCCUACAUGAAAACUCGAAGCAUCAAGCCCAACCCUGCACCACCACCAUACACACCUACAGGCCUUGGUCUUCAUACACAGAUCUGA